Camellia sinensis is the source of this 1545-nucleotide messenger RNA. Its product is annotated as NAC domain-containing protein 73. Gene Ontology annotation, molecular function: DNA-binding transcription factor activity; transcription cis-regulatory region binding. The record is from RefSeq and is a predicted model, not a curated record. Gene Ontology annotation, cellular component: nucleus. Gene Ontology annotation, biological process: regulation of DNA-templated transcription. NCBI's taxonomy places the organism in Eukaryota, Viridiplantae, Streptophyta, Magnoliopsida, Ericales, Theaceae.
CAACACUUAUUCCCUCUAUAAUAAGCAUAACAUUACGUGAGAUCCAAGAAACCCCCAAUCCUUUUCCCCUUCCCUUCUUUGGAACCAAUUAUAUUUGUACAAAUCUUCCCUUCUUUCCAAUCUCAGAUAUUCUCUCUCUCUCUCUCUCCCCCUCUCAAUUCUUGUAAGAACAAGGACUGAAAAGUGUAAGGAGAAUUCAAUACCUUCCCAACCCAGGUGAAGAAUUGGCUUGAGGGAUAACAUGCAUUAGAAGAGACAAAUUGCUUUUUUUUUUGGUUCCCUUUUAUUCUUUAUCCCUUUGUCUCUCUUAAUUUUCUUUUGAUUUGGAGUGGUACAAGAAUAAGAAAGAUCCACCGUGGGAUGGGCAUAAGAGUGAAACAGAAGAAAUGACUUGGUGCAGUGACUGUAGCGAUGAGCCGGCGAUUGUGAGAAGAUCACAACCAUCUACAGACAACACAGUUAUUGCCGGAAAACACGAAUGCAUUCGAAGAACUAAAACUAAAAGCUGUCCUUCAUGUGGUCAUCAGAUCAAAUGUCAAGAAAAGACUGGAAUUCAUGAUCUACCGGGGUUACCUGCGGGAGUGAAGUUUGAUCCGAGUGAUCAAGAACUUCUUGAGCAUUUGGAGGCGAAGGCAUGGUUGGAUGCUCCUCAUAAUAAGCUUCAUCCUCUAAUUGAUGAGUUCAUCCCUACACUUGAAGGAGAGGAUGGAAUUUGCUACACCCACCCAGAGAGGUUACCUGGAGUAAGCAAAGAUGGGUUAAUCCGACAUUUCUUCCACAGGCCAUCCAAAGCAUACACCACCGGAACAAGAAAGCGAAGAAAAGUACACACAGACAUAGAUGGCAACGAGACUCGUUGGCACAAAACAGGCAAGACAAGGCCUGUUUUCAUUAAUGGCAAAGUGAAAGGUCAUAAGAAGAUACUCGUUCUCUACACCAACUAUGGAAAACAAAGAAAACCAGAGAAAACAAACUGGGUUAUGCAUCAGUACCACCUUGGCAACAACGAAGACGAGAGAGAUGGAGAGUUAGUGGUUUCAAAGGUUUUCUACCAAACACAACCUAGACAAUGUGGCUCUAUCAUGAAAGAACCAUCACCUUCGAAAUCAAAGGGUCUGAAAUUUAAGGAACAUAGUAACAUUGUUGAAUACUACAAUCCAACACUCAUCUCCUUCGAUCAAGGUGACCACUGCGAUCCGGCAAGUCCUCCGCCGGUGAUUCCCAAUUUUAAUGUCCAUGUCGGGUCAUCCAUUGUUUCUUGAACACAAUGUUAGGGUGGCUAUAUAGGAGAAAAAGCUUAUUUGUUCUAUUAAAAAUACAGAAAUUAAUCACAGAGCAUGACACAAUUUUCUUAUAUAGAAGUGGGAUCUUAAAAGUGUUAGAUCCAUUUCAUAUAAGAGAUUUGUGUCUAAUUUUUUUGAUCGAUUUCUGUAGAUCUUUUUUCCAAAGCUUAUUUUGCAUGUAUAUCUUGUUGAAAUUGUUGUUUAGUAUUAAUGAACCUAUUGAUCAAAUAAGGGUGAAUAAGGAGAAAGGUUAAAGACUUAA